GAGAACCACUAAGGCAGAUUAAAAAAAAUCCAAAACCAGACACUGGUUUGGUGUAAAUAACCAAACUAUAAUUAAUGCACUUUACAUUUGUAUCAGUAAAAGUCAAGCACUUGCGACUGCGAGGUGGUGGGAGGCGGGGCCCCCAAAAUCAAAUUCAGCUUAGUGCCUCAUAAAAUGUUGGGCCGGCCCUGCUGCAGUGUCUUAAGACCCACCGAGUUCUCACGCCCUUCACUUUGUCUUACUUUCGGUUUGAGCUGGCGUCGGCAUUUAGAGGGGAUUCUCUUUAUUGAUGCUGUUGUUUCCUCCACACGAGGCAGAGACACUGGUGAUGAGAGGCGGAGCAAACAAACACUGACAUAAAAGUGAAUAGAAAGGGGAAACAAAUAAGAAAACACGCAGGUGUGUGAACGUCACUCACACGGCGGGUGGAGAUCCGGGACCGUCCGCACUCUCAGUCUCUCCUGCAGCCGGAGAGCGCGCACCACACACGGGAUACACCACGGGAAGAGUGUCGGUGCGAACUUUGUGUUUGUCUGGGAAAACACACACACACACACACACACACACACACAAUGGAGAAGAGCCAUGGAUUCACGAGGACACUUCUUCAUCAUCACCAUCAUCAUAACCGCGUAAUCUCUUCAUCAUAAACCGGUUAUCACCAUGUUUCUGACGCGUGUUGACACCACGCUGGCGCUUUUUGCCCUCAUGGUUUUUCCACUGUUGCUGGAAUGUGCCAUCACAUGUCAGAUGAUAAACCAAAGUGAUUAUGUUGAGGGACCUGUGAAACUGACCCCGGAGGUGGUCCAGGUUCCCGGGGAGGCGUAUUCUGAAUGUGUCACUCUCCAUGUUUGGAUGAAGGCUCAUGACAUCUGCAAAACCCCGAAGAUUGAAAUUCUCUCACCGUCCACGGAGACAUUAUGGCCAAAGGGGAAAAAGGGGAAAAAGAAAAAAAAGUGCAUCAAUGCACCAAUUCCACCUGAGAACGGAAUCCCGUGUGUCAAACGGAAGGACCACAGUCCCAGCUCUCACUUGUGGGAGUUUAAAUAUGAUUGUAUCAAGGCUGAAGCCGAGCGUGUAGUUUCUGUGACCUACAGCACAGCAUCGACACACUACACCGUCAGCUACACUGUGCCAGAUCCCGUCCCAGAGUUUGAGCUGUCUGUGAACCGCUCGUCAAAGUCCGUCACCGUGACUGUGCAGCUGGGACAGAAAGUGCACACCAGAUGGUGCUACAGAAACACAGAUGGAGCGUGCAUGGGCGGCUCAAGCUCCACCCAAAUCACUAUCGAUCCAUCGAAAUCUCCAUCAGCUGUUCUUAACCUGUCGUACCUGCUGCCCUGUGUGUGUGUGCAGGUAUAUUACACCUACAGAGAUGCACGGCGAUAUCUAAAGUGUCCUUUUCUGAAGGAAAGUCUCUCAGAGGUUGGAGACGUGUGGCGUUCCUCUGAAGUCACUCUGUAUGAGACAGCUUUGACGUGGAGCUCAGUGUGUCCUGCCAGCAACAUGAACGUCUCUGCUGCCCUCUGCUGGAAGCAGCGCGACCACCUCUGCAUACCUGUGUUCAACUCCACGCUGGAGGAGAAGGACGGCGACGGGUCGGACCUGAUAUUUGACACGUCUGCAGUGGACAAACACCCAAACAUGUGUGUGCAGUUCUCUCUACAAGGCAGCCACAACAUCACUUGUCCCUUCCAGGCUGAUGUGCCGUCCUGGGAGGUGGACAUUGGACUGAGCAAAAAAAGUGUGUUUGUGUCUCUCACGUCUGCCGUCACAGCUGUGUUCUCCUCUCAACUCUGUGUCGUUAGCGAGGAUGGUUGUUCACCCUUAGGCCCUGUUCACACACUAAGAAUGGAGGGGAAACCUGCAGAGAUAAAGAUAAACAUGCCCGCCGACUUUCUUGUUCAGAAGCCGUGUGUGCAGGUGUGGCAGUCAGAUCCUGCUCUUCAUGGGAAACGGAUUCUGUGCUGGGACUACACACACAACAGACGUGGCCUGUAUGCGUUUGCAGUUUUGAUUCUCGUGGUUGUUUUCGUGUCACUGGGAGUUUUCAUCUACCGUCUCACUAGAAGUGGAGCAGCAGGCUGGCUGUACGUGCAGAAGCCAGUGUUGCUGGUGUGUUCAUCAGAGCAGUCAGCCCACGUGUCUGCUGUGUGCGCUUUAGCCUCACUUCUGCAGGGGGAGCUACAUGCCACAGUGCACACGGCUCUGUGGGCCCAAAGCUCACAAAGUGGGACUGGGACCGGGACCGGAGUGGCAGAUCUGGGUCCACUUCCUUGGCUGUACGGGCAGUGGGAGUCUGUGCGCAGGGCUGAAGGAAAAGUGCUCAUUAUUUGGAGUCAUGAGGCCACGACGUCCUAUGAGAAAUGGAAGGCGAAGAGGGAAAACACGGAUAAGAAGGAGAAAUAUAAAAAAGCCGGAGAAGAUUGUGACGAAAAAGACUGGUACCAACAGAGGGAGCCCUCUUCGGUGAUAGCGCCAAUGUUUGCAGGUGCUCUGGCCUGCCUGCAGGGGGCACUGCAGCAGUCCAGAGGUCAAGGGGUGGCCAUUGUGUAUUUCCAGGGCCUGGGCCACAGCAGAGACAUCCCCAAAGCCUUCAGAGACGUCCCUCGCUACUGCCUCCCGCAGGACUUCAGGGGUUUGAUACAGGAGCUGGGAGGCAUUAAGAGAAGGACCAACACUCAGGGUCAAUUAAAGACGCACUGUUGGCCAAGACUGCUGGCUAAAGUGCAGUCGAUAUGGCUGGCACGACAGCUGGCUCACAGACUGCAAACGCUGCUGCCUCAGACCGCGGGCCGCGGAAGGAGAACACAAAGGCGGAGUCUCGCGUCGUCAAAGAGAAAGAUUUCAGAUAAGAAGCCGGGUGAGCUCGAGAGGACACUGGCUGCAAAUGGAGCGAGUCCAGAAGCCGCACACGAGCAAGAGCCUCUCCACGGGUCACGGCGCAGAGCCGAGGAGCUUUAAUCUCAGGUUUCACAGGUCGAGAGCAGACUUUUGUUCUGCAGGAAACGCGAGACGUACAUGAGAAACCGGAGCUGGCGUUCUUUUGUGAGCAGCUCGGAGCCAAAACACUCCCAAACAACUCUUCUUUACUUUGACGCCGUCAUGUCAAAAACUGCAUAUUUGCAUAUUGAGAAGGUGAACGCUGCAGAGACUGAGGCCCUUUUAUGGCUGACACCAAUCACAAACACCCGACUUAUCUCUGUAAAAAUGCUAACCACACGGUUGCAAAUGAUACCUCACUUUCUUCACGUGUGUAUUUAAUGUUUGAAAGCCUUGUGACAGCACAGCGCAGCACAGUACAGUAUUUUUUUGCAUUUGCAUUUGCUCUUUCAAGGUCACAUCUUUGAAUCAUUACAAGUGAGACUUGUUUCUCUGCAGCCCUGUAUUUAAAAUUAACAUUUAAAUAAACUUAUUUAACCUUUAUUUGACCAGGAAAAAGUCCCAUUGAGAUGAAGAGCCUCUUUUCAAGGGAGACCUGGCCAAGCUCAUCUAAAACUCAGACAUCUUUGUAAAUCCUCCUCCAGUUCUUUCAAUUUUUACACACCGACUACCUCUCAAUACUCAAGAACGCAACGUAAGUCCAACACAGGGACGUCCCUCUUUCAGAAAACAUGACAAAUGUCCUCAGUGUUGGUGUCCAGUUCCAAGAUAAUAAAGGAAUUACACCCCAAUUCAAAACGUUGAAGAGUCUUGUUUGCCAGGGAGAUUCUUUUCUUUCAUUUUUUUAUAAACAUAGAGCCUGUUUGGUUAAUUGUCAUGUGUCAGAUCCAGGCAGAGCAGCAGUGGACAAGUACAAAGCCCACAAAGGACGACACUGCACAAACCGGCUCAGUUUACAGAGAGCAGACCGCCAAGACAGACGACUUGGAACUUUGAGAACUGCACAGAAACUUCAGGACUUCUGAUUGUAGCUGCAGGACGUUCUCUACUACUACAGCCGUGGAACACACUUAUAAGUGAAGGGACUGGAGUGAUGUGGUCAUGUUUUUGUCAAAUUUUUGUCAGGAUCCUGGCAGCGCUGGAGCCUCUGGAGGAUAAAGGAUAAAGGAUAAAGGAGCGCAUUACAGUAGCCCAGCCUGGUUGAGGGAAAGACUAUUUACAGUCCAAAAAGACUCCUACUGUCUCCUUGGUAACAUCCUUUCGCACAUCUGGGAUGCUGUCCUCAACUGGAGACAAACAGGGGGACGUAGUCAUCCCCCGCUGUCUCACAAACUUGUCUCACUAAAGCUUAAGUUACAUUCAUGCCAUUUCACUCUGUUUCACUAAAAGAACUUGAAAUUCGAUUGACGUGACUGAACCAAACCAAGCUCCACAAUCAUUCCUGCAGACCGGGUCCCACUGGGAUAUCCGUGCUCUUGACUGCAUGUCCAUCGCAGGAAAAUGGACAAAAAAAAUGAGUGAUUUUACCGAAUCAUUGUAGCUAUCUUAUGCCAAACAGUAGAGGGAAAGAUAACGCCAGUAUUAUUCAAAUACUGUCAACCGUACAUGUUCUGUGCAGAUGUCGCCUGAAAAUCUUACUAGAAUGUUAAAGCCGUUAAAAGUGAGACUCGGGUACUUUCCCAGGUCAAAACUUAUCUCGGUCUGUGCUGAAAAUUGGCACGAAAUACUUGUUUUAGUUUUUCCUGCUUCAGUGAGCAGAGAUAUCAACACUGCCGGGGUUACACAAUAAUACAUAUGUCAUGAAUGUAGAAUAAGGAGUGACGUCAACAUGAAUUAAAUACACUCCAGUGUUUUGAGUGAAAGAGCUGAUUGACGGA
Molecule: messenger RNA, 4760 nt
Organism: Solea solea (common sole)
Lineage: Eukaryota; Metazoa; Chordata; Actinopteri; Pleuronectiformes; Soleidae
Gene: il17re
Product: interleukin-17 receptor E
Exons: 17
Coding region: 664-2964 (766 amino acids)
Molecular function (GO): interleukin-17 receptor activity
Source: RefSeq, a predicted model, not a curated record